ACAUGUUUUUUUGCCCUUAGAAGAAUCAAAAAGCGUAUUGAAAGAAUCAGAAGAAAGGAAGCUGUGGCUCUGAGCCGGCGAUAAUUCACUUUGUCAUCCCUAAAAUUUUCAUGUCCAUCUUGCCUCCUACGCAUAUUCAAGGUCACGAAUCUUCUCCUCCUCCUUCGAAUUCGUCUCUAAACCCUAGCUCUGAGCAUGGCAACAGCUCUCUUGUGUCUCCUCCUCCUUCCUCUGGAAUUGGAUCCCUCAGCCUCGCCGGAUCCUCUUUCCCAACUUCUGAUUUCUCCAGUGGCUCUCGCGAACCGAUUGCUGCAGCUGAGGAGGAGCAUAGCCAUGGAUCUCCCAAAGAGUUGCAGAUAACGCAGAUUGGAGCAGGGAAGGAGAGCUUUUCCCCACCUAGUGCAGAUAGACAUGACCAUCUUCGAUAUGAUAGUCGAAGAAAUAGGUCCAGAGGGAGAAAUACCAGAGCUGCUGCUUCUUCUUCUCAUGUGCAGCAGCACAAUGCUACCGGACCCUCCAAUUCUCCCAGAGGCUCCUCUCAUCACAAUCCAACUGGUAGACGGGCUAAUAUGAUUAGCGGGAACCAUUUACUGAACUUUCAGUAUGAUCCCAUUUCUCCCCAACAGUUCAGGGCUCCUCCUCCACCUCAGAGAAGGCAAAUGCACAGGAGGAGGCCUUAUAACAAGGACUUGUUUCUCCAGGCGAAUUACAAGUUCGUUGUGUUGGACACGGGUGAUCAUUCUCCUGAUUCCAUGGAUCCUGAUAAGAUGCUGCAGUGGGAUAACAUCAUUUGCGUGAGGUACUCCACUCCGUCUCCUGUGCAGUGUCCUAUUUGCUUGGAGUAUCCUCUGUGUCCGCAGAUAACCUCGUGUGGGCAUAUCUUCUGCUUCCCGUGUGUUCUGCAGUACCUUUUGAUCGGUGAGGAUAACCACAAGGCGGAGUGCUUCAAGAGGUGUCCUUUGUGCUUUGUGAUGAUUUCUCCCAGAGAGUUGUACACGGUUUAUAUCGAAAACGUCAAGCAGUACUCUGUUGGAGAUCCCAUCGAGUUCAUACUCCUGACUCGCAAGAAAGACUCUUUUGCUCCGACAAGGAAAAACGAGAUUGACUCGGACGUUCCUGAUCCGUUUUCGAAGUUCACGUUCACGCAAGAUGUUGAUCUCUCUGUCAGACAGGCGGUUUCGGAGCUGGAUGGUUGGAUUGCAAGAGCAGAUCCUGGGCUCGUGGAAGACUUGGAGAAGCACCUGUAUGUAAACGCUGCUUUGGAGCGUUUGGAGGAGAGGAAGUUGUACUGGAAGGAGCAGAGGCUCUCUAACUGUUGCAAAUCAAGCACGAAGCCUAGAAGUCUUGUACCGUCUUCCUCACCUCCUGAUGUUGGUUAUCAAGCUCCUUCCAUGGCGAAAGGAGCAGCAACCAGCAGCUCCAACGAUCAAGAUAAAUCAACUGAAGAAUCUUCAGUUGGUAAGUCAGAUGAGGAAUCUCAGUCUAGUUUGGAAAAGAGUUGUGAUGAUGGUCACUCUCUUGUAGAAAAGGAUGCACCGUUGAUGCCCUCCUCAGACAAUGGGAGUAAAAGGCCUCUUUUGCACCAAAAUGACAGCAAAGACCAGAAGGACAACGAUGAUGCGUACAACUUUUACCAGUCCGUUGAUGGACAGCAUAUUAUCCUUCACUCUUUGAAUAUGAAAUGCCUUCUGCACCACUAUGGAAGCAAUGACUUUCUUCCAACAAGAGUGAGUGGGAAGAUAGUGGAAAUGGAGACUGUCACCCAGUCAGAAGCGAUAAGGAGACGCUACCGCUUCUUGAGUCAUUUUUCUUUAACUACUACAUUUCAGAUAUGUGAGAUUGAUAUGAGGGAAUCAUUACCUCCUGAAGCAUUUGCUCCAUUUAUGGAUGAAAUCAAGAAGCGUGAGAAGCAGAGGAAAGAACGUGCUAGGAAGGAGCGAAAAGAUAAAAUCAAAGCUGAAGUAGCUGCAGCUGCAGAGCUUGCACCAUUGAUGGCCAGUCGUGGGCAGUUCUAUUAUGGUGACGAUCCUUCAUUUUCCUUGGAUGAUUUUGAAGCCCUUGGAAACUCUGCCCCAGUAGUAUCGUCAAGCCCUCCAACCAUUGGAGAGAGAAGUUCCUUCUCACACGUGACAAGGCUCGGUUUCGCUGCUGGCCACGACUCCCCCAACCUGAAUAACGAACCAACAACAAACGUUCAAAGCAGCAGCAGCAGCAGUGAAGUCACAAACGCAACCACAGGUGCAAGAAACACGAACACAACAUCAUUCGCUAGUGUAACAUCAAGAACACCAACCACACCUGUAGCCAUCAAAGAGCCAGGAAAGAGAGGGAAGAAACAGAGUCGGGUGCUUCUGUCGACAACCAGUGUACGCCGCUACUGAUGGAUUUGUGUGUAUGUAUAAGCUUUGCUUUUAAGAAGACCUGAAUAAAGACAAUGUGGUUAGCAAACGUUGGCUUUGUUUCUUUUGUUUUUUGAAUCCAUGCAACUUAUAAAGAAGGUGUAGCAUAGUUUACACCAUUUAUGACAAAAGUAUAAGACUCAAUUAUUGA
This is a messenger RNA of Brassica oleracea var. oleracea, 2550 nucleotides long. Its product is annotated as RING finger protein 10. Lineage: Eukaryota; Viridiplantae; Streptophyta; Magnoliopsida; Brassicales; Brassicaceae. Gene Ontology annotation, biological process: positive regulation of transcription by RNA polymerase II. The transcript has 9 exons. Gene Ontology annotation, molecular function: metal ion binding; transcription cis-regulatory region binding. The coding region runs from base 111 to 2381 and encodes 756 amino acids. The record is from RefSeq and is a predicted model, not a curated record.